Molecule: messenger RNA, 234 nt
Organism: Scheffersomyces stipitis CBS 6054
Lineage: Eukaryota; Fungi; Ascomycota; Pichiomycetes; Serinales; Debaryomycetaceae
Exons: 1
Cellular component (GO): cytosol
Source: RefSeq, a predicted model, not a curated record
CAUGGUUUGGAAUUAAUAUUAUCUAGUUGCAUAAUCGAUGAGAAUAACCCAUUUGUGAAAGAACGUGCCAUUGUAUGUUUGAAGUUUUUGUUGGCAAACAAUCUUGGUAAUCAAAAGUUUGUGAGGGAUCUCGAAGCCAAGAGUUCGGUUGAUGACGAAGUACUUAAGGAUGUAGGUCUCGAAGUCGAGAUUGAAAACGGAAAAGUUAGUUUAAAGAAAAAUCCUACUAAGUAG